Molecule: messenger RNA, 1140 nt
Organism: Cylicocyclus nassatus
Lineage: Eukaryota; Metazoa; Nematoda; Chromadorea; Rhabditida; Strongylidae
Source: the annotation of a GenBank genome assembly
AUGCUUCCACAAGGAGUCAUAGUGGCGGCAUCAGACUUGUCAUCGAUUGCGUCCCGCGUAUGGGGAAGCCUACAGUCGGCUGUUAAAGCGUCGAAGGCAGCUCGUAACGAUGCAAAACAAAAGGCUACCAUAGUACCAGGACAACCUGAAAAUUGGCAAAUCGAUGAUAAUGCCGAUCGCUCACUCAAAGCGCUAGCUGAGUUUGUUGUGCGGAUAUCCGAAAAAGGAGUAGAUGGCAUUGUCAAAGAGUACAAGCGCCUCGACGCCUUUUUCGAUACCACAGCCACCUAUGAAGCGUUCCGAUCAAAUAUGCUCAAGAAUAGAUACUCAGAUGUUGUUUGCACGGAAUCAACGCGAGUGAAGUUAAAAUUGGGUGAGAAGGAACAUGGAGACUAUAUCCACGCAAAUUACGUCAAGUCACCACUUCUCACCACAAAAUUCAUCUGUACUCAGGGUCCUCUACAGUCGACAGUUCAUGAUUUUUGGCGUAUGAUUUUUCAAGAACGGAUUGAAAACAUACUCAUGCUGUGCAAGCCGUGUGAAGAUGGACGACCAAAAUGUUCUGUAUACUGGCCGGAAACUGUUGGUAAAUGUGACGUUAUGCCAACGGUACAAGUGAAAAAUGUUGGCGAAGAUUCCGAUGAAUUCGCCACUACCACAUCUCUCACCUUAGAGUUAAAUCCCGAUUAUGCCGUAACCGAUGCUGAAUUGCCACCACAACAGCGGAAGCCAUUGCAGUUGCGGCUGUUUCGGUGGACUACCUGGCCAGAUCGAGGUGUUCCUGAUCAUCACUCCUGUACAAUUCCUCUUCAGCUUCUUGACAGAAUUCGAAGUGCUCCAUGCGUUAUCCAUUGUUCGGCCGGUAUUGGGCGAACUGGCAGUAUCGUAGCUCUCGAAAUCGCUCUUCAAAAAAUUAUCGCUGGCGGCAAAGUCGACUUUGAGCAGAUCGGCCGAGAGUUGCGGUGUUCGCGAGCUCAAUGCAUUCAAACAGAAGUUCAGUAUCUAUACAUCCAUCGUGUCAUGAUCGAAAAUGCUCUUUUACAUAUCAAUCUCGACGAAUCCGCUAGAACAGCAGGAAAUAGGUUCUUAAAAGAAUAUGACAACAAAAUGAAAAAAUAAAGUGAUAAAGCUUCAGUGUGC